UGUCCCAACAUGGCUGACCACGAAACCGAAACUGAUGAUGGUAGUACGUUUAAAGUUAAAAGGAAACGAAAUGAGAAUGCAUGGGCAAAAAAUGUACGUAAACGUUUAAGAAGAGAAGGUAAACCAUAUAUUAAUGAAAGUGGUAAAGGGAUAAAGGCCCGUAAAACAGGAACUUCGUGCAGGUGUAAACGAGGCUGUCUUACAAAAUAUUCUGAUGAAGCAAAAGAGUUGCUGAUAACUAACCUUAACAAUCUAACCUGCAAAGAUGCCCAAGAUUCUUAUUUGUAUGGACUUCUGCGCGAAAAGGUUAUUGACAGAAGACGACCACGAAAAGGAGAGAAGUCCCUGCAGCGUGAAAAACAGUAUAUAUACACUGUUGUACUUGGUGAACAAGAAACUGUUGUAUGCCGUGAAGGAUUUGCCAGCUUGUUUGGAAUAGGUGUUCGGCGAGUGAGGCGGUUAACAGAACUUCAUAGCGCCGGUGUGUCACCAAAAGACAACAGAGGAUGUCACAACAACAGACCAAGGGCGAAAUUGGAAGACAUUAAAGAAAUGAUUGAUGCUCACAUACGUUCCUUUCCAUAUUGUGUUCAGCAUUAUGGGUCACGAGCGAAGCAAAGGUAUUUGCGUUCUGAUUUAGAUGUUAUGCAAAUGUAUGUACUGUUCCUUGAAAAACAUUACCCUGAAACAUACUUGCAAGUAAAAGGUGGGGCAGAUCCUAAGCAUGUAAAGUGUACAGUGAAAUAUGAGUAUUUUCUUCGCUACUAUCAGGAACAUUUUAAUUAUCAAUUUGGCAGACCACGGUCGGAUUUAUGUGCUUUCUGUGAAGAGUAUCGUGUCAAAAUUUGCGCUGAAAAAAAUGGAGUGGUUCGAAAACAAAUGCAACAGACUCUGAAACUUCACAAAGCAAAAGCAAGGAAAUUUAGAACAUCUAUGAAAGAUGCAAGUGGGUAUGUUCAGGGCAAUGAAAAUGCACAGGCAAUCUGUUUUGAUUUUCAGCAGAAUAUUCCCUUCCCCCAUCUUCAGGUUAGCGAUGUUUUCUACAAGAGGCAACUGUGGCUUCACAACUUUGCUGUUACAAAUUGAGAACUGGCAAAAGUGUAAUGUUCACAUGGCCAGAAACGAAAGGUAAAAAAGGUGCAAACGAAGUUAUUUCCUGUCUAAAUAUAUACAUAAAAAUGUACCUUCCAGAAAAUUGUAAAGAGCUGUUUGUGUUUUCUGAUGGUUGUAUUGGUCAGAACCACAACAGAACCAUGAUGCAUUAUUUUUUCACUCAAGUCUAUGUGCACAGAUUUGUAAACGUUACUCAGAUGUUCCCAGUCCGAGGCCAUUCAUUUUUGCCAUGUGAUCAACAUCUUGAUGUUAUUGAAAAAAUGAAAAGAAGAGUGGAGACUAUGGAGAUGUACGAAGGAUGGGUAGAACUGAUAAAGAAAAAAAUCCUUGUGCGUUCCUUAGAAACAGAGCACAUCAUUGAUUUCCAAGGGGGCUUCAAGAAGUACUUCAAAUCCAGCAUUAUGAAAAACAACGAGCGAUUUUGCGUUACCAAGUACAAACUGUUCAAGUUUGAUAGGUGCCAUAUCAAUGAUGUUUGUGUCGAUAAAACAAUGGGUGGAAUGAUGCCAGAAUUCUUUCGCAUCUUAAAACCCAAUGUUAAGCCAAAUAUCCCUGAAUGUAAAGCUUACAGCACACAACUCCCAGUUCAACAAAAGAAAUUGAUGAUGUCAGGUCUUUGUUAAAGUAUUUACAACCGGAUGCGGUGAGCUUUAUUAACUCGCUAGUUGGAUCUGAUGAGUUGUGUAAUGAGGACGGAGACUAUGAAGACAUUACAGAAAAUGUAUGAAAGAACAUUGUUUACAUGACAGCUAUGCUAUGUGUGUAGUGGGUAUAUUUUUGAAAAAUGAUUUAUUUCUUUGCUUAUGAUAUAAAAGUAUGUACUUUUUAUUCAUUCCUGUAUUACUACAAAGGUUUCUUUCAAUAUACAUUAAUUAUUAAACAGAGUAAAUCAUGAUUUUGUAAAAAAAUAAACCCUAACAAAUUCGGUGAUUUCAAUAACAUCCCAAGUCCAUCUACUUUGGUCACCGAUUGAUGGUUUCACAGGGGACUAAGAAACUCUUUUAUUGUAUGA
Messenger RNA from Bacillus rossius redtenbacheri, 2125 nucleotides. RefSeq lists its product as uncharacterized. NCBI's taxonomy places the organism in Eukaryota, Metazoa, Arthropoda, Insecta, Phasmatodea, Bacillidae. The coding region runs from base 10 to 1086 and encodes 358 amino acids. The transcript has 3 exons. The record is from RefSeq and is a predicted model, not a curated record.